CCUAAGGUACCCAAACAAUAACAUCAUCCGCCGCUGCCCUAAAGUAUAAAUGCCGGCACUUGGGGGCCGUCCCGGUCCACUUUGGGGUUGUCCCGUGGGUCCACACGGAGUAGAGGCGGCGUCUGCCGCACGUCGGGUUUCCGAUAUGGAGGGGCAGUCUCGAAAUUGAGGUCAAUAUUCGUCAAAUGUGUUGGAUAAUAAGAAUCAUAGAGCAAAUUAUAGAGCAAAUUAACAGUAAUAGAUAUUAAAUGGAAUUGCUAAAUUCAUUUACAAAUUAUUCACAGGCCGACCUCGGCUCGCGAUGAUCUCUUUCUUAGUCAGCAAAAGCUCGGAGAUCCGUUCGUUAUUCAGUUCGUUUGUUUCUUGGCGUAUUAAAAACUCGAGCUCUUGUACAUAGCUCCCUUCCGUCCACCAAUACCUAUUACCUAGUUUUCUACCACGAAGGAUUGUACACCUUCUUAUGGCUCAGCACACCCAAUUAAGUCCGCCAUAAAACUAAAUUUGCCAUGGGAAUAACACGUCCGGGUUACCGGAGCAUACUGCUCCUUUUGGGGCUUGCUUUCGCAUCUGGUGUCGCAGCCAGCCUCGGCUCCGAGAAUGCGUCGCGUGCCUCGUUGAGCUUGGACGAAUUGGAAGAAAAGCUUCAGACUUGUUCGGUUGUACAAGAGCUCAACGCUGAGAAGCUUGCUGACGCUUCCGAAACCUCGACCUUAACCUCCCAGAUAUUCGCCGUCUUAUUCCCAGGCAGCCCCGCCGUAAACGCCCUUUUAGCAACCCUUUACAUCUCAGGUCCGCCCAACUUCCUAUUAGCACUAUGCCCGCCGAAUAUCGAUCCUUCGUCGCUGUCGGUCAUGGUGGCAUUUGCUGUAGGUGGAUUGCUCGGAGAUACGCUGUUCCAUUUACUACCCGAGAUCUUUCUCGGGGAAGACAGUCCCGAGCAUGUCCGGUUCGUCCUUGUUGAGCCCAAUCGCAAUCUCCUCUUGGGUGUUGCUAUCAUGGUCGGUUUCAUGACGUUUGUAGCUAUGGAUAAGGGAUUGCGAAUAGCCACGGGCGGAGAAGGACACGAGCACAGCCAUGGAAAUCACUCCCAUGAUACGCCGGCGGAGACCAAAGCUAUCUCGACCUCUGUAGAUGUCCCAAAUGCAGAACUCACAAAACGGAAAAAGGGUAACAAGGAGGAUUCAAAGGUCGACAAACAGGAAAGCGAAAAGGAGAUCAACCCCAGCGCUAAACUAGGUGGCUAUCUCAACUUGAUUGCCGACUUCACACAUAAUAUUACUGACGGUCUAGCAAUGUCGGCAUCGUUUUAUGCCUCGCCUACAAUUGGCGCUACGACGACGGUAGCAGUGUUCUUCCACGAGAUUCCUCAUGAAGUUGGUGACUUCGCUCUACUCGUGCAAUCCGGAUUCUCAAAGCGUGCUGCGAUGGGUGCUCAAUUCGUCACGGCCCUAGGAGCUCUUCUGGGAACGCUAAUUGGCAUCGCCGUUCAAGAAUUUGGUGGUGGCGGCGCAGACGGCAAUGGAAUCGGUAUAACUGAAGGCAUUUGGGGUACCAGCCUUACGUAUGGCGACCUGCUGCUACCGUUCACCGCCGGAACGUUCCUAUAUGUGGGUACGGUCGCAGUAAUUCCAGAGUUGCUGGAGACUGGUUCUAAUAAAACCCUGGAGUUCCGGAAGAUGCUUGUGCAGUUUGCCGCCAUCGCUUUAGGCGCUGGGAUCAUGCUUUAUAUCUCAUGGGAUUGAUUUUGGAUUUAACGGCAUAGAUCGGGUGAACUAUAGAAUGGGGCCGAAUGUCGACUGUAUAAGUUGACAUAUUUAUAGAAAGGACCUGCUUACUAUGAGUUAUAAGUGAGGGACAAAAAGGUUACUAUGGUUCAUGUUUGUCAGUAAAUUCGAACCCGAUUCGUCAUGCCUAGGGGGGGUGUACGAUGUAGUACUCGCUUCUCGCUUCCGUUGGCGGCAGCUGUUAUUACUAUGUAAAACCAAAGACUACCAGCCUCACGAAGCGGAAUGAAACCAUCGUCAAACUUUUCCAUUGCCUACGAUACCCGCUAGAAGCCGGUGCAUUGUGAAGGAUGUUUAUUUAUUAGUAAAAGAAUCCACAGAGAUGCCAAGAAGA
This is a messenger RNA of Daldinia loculata, 2118 nucleotides long. Its product is annotated as Zip-domain-containing protein. Lineage: Eukaryota; Fungi; Ascomycota; Sordariomycetes; Xylariales; Hypoxylaceae. Gene Ontology annotation, molecular function: zinc ion transmembrane transporter activity. Bases 507 to 1742 code for a protein of 411 amino acids. The record is from RefSeq and is a predicted model, not a curated record. The transcript has 4 exons. Gene Ontology annotation, cellular component: membrane. Gene Ontology annotation, biological process: zinc ion transmembrane transport; intracellular zinc ion homeostasis.